AUGUAUGGGAACGGCCCGAAAUACUUGACUAUACAUGAAAGAAAUCGAGGCUUCGUUUGUUGUUUUACUACUUUAGUAGGAAUAUGUCUUAACCACCCCUCCAACAACUGGUUCCCGACGCUCCGGAAUCUUUUUAAAGGUCUGCUUACAGGUCAGCUCAGCUUGCCAAUUCUUAGUUCUUAAAGAAUCUAGGCGAGGCUAUGCAUGAAGACGUAAUACUGCGGCAGAUGGACUUGGUAGGUGUGGUGUGGGAUACUCACAUCAAGAAAUACGGUGAAAGAUUUGGUAUGGGUGGAACAAUACUUCCUCUUCUCUAUCAUUCAUUUUUACCUCUGAUAUAGAAGCUUUUCUCGUGUAUAAAAAGUCCCUCCUCCCCUCUAACAUCCCUCAUCAUUACUCCCAGUCCCAGUAAUUCAGUCCCCUCAAUCCAUCCCCCAUCCAACCCCACACCCCCUAUCAAAAAAUGCACUUCCACCUCCCCUCCCUCCUAGCCCUCAUAACCACCACCUCACUCGCAGCUCCCUCCCCAGUCUCCAACGAACACACAACCGGGACCCUCGAAAAACGCAUCACGCAAGUAUACCCCCGCACAUUUCCUCUCCAAAACUGGACUACUAACACGAAAAAAAAGCCACACCGGUCUAGCAACCGUCUACACCCAACAAGGCGGAACCGGAUCCUGCGGACAGCGAAACCCAGAUUCGUCAUUCAUCGCUGCGAUCUCUACGUCCUGGCAGGGGAGCGGGUAUCCACCUGCGUUUUGUGGGAGGAAGGUGCAGGGUAUAUUCUAUUCUAUUCCUAUCUUACCUACUUUCAUAUCCAAAGAUACAAAAUGGAGUUUGUAUGUUUUACUAAUAUCUUUAUGGUGGUUAGUUACCAACGUAGGAAGUAACGACGGCGUCGGCGGGCAGGGAAAUACCAUCAUUGCGACGGUCGAGGAUACCUGUCCUGGGUGCGAUGCGGACCAUAUUGAUUUCUCGGUUGGGAGUUGGAAUCAGUUGACUGAUAAUGCUGCGUUUGGGACGGCGAAUAUUGAGUGGUGA
This is a messenger RNA of Hymenoscyphus albidus, 1043 nucleotides long. NCBI's taxonomy places the organism in Eukaryota, Fungi, Ascomycota, Leotiomycetes, Helotiales, Helotiaceae. The record is from the annotation of a GenBank genome assembly.